Tarenaya hassleriana is the source of this 3238-nucleotide messenger RNA. Its product is annotated as phosphoinositide phosphatase SAC2. Gene Ontology annotation, cellular component: intracellular membrane-bounded organelle. Gene Ontology annotation, molecular function: phosphatidylinositol-3,5-bisphosphate 5-phosphatase activity. The record is from RefSeq and is a predicted model, not a curated record. The coding region runs from base 442 to 2871 and encodes 809 amino acids. Gene Ontology annotation, biological process: phosphatidylinositol dephosphorylation. NCBI's taxonomy places the organism in Eukaryota, Viridiplantae, Streptophyta, Magnoliopsida, Brassicales, Cleomaceae. The transcript is spliced from 16 exons.
ACACAAAAAAACAUCAUUUUUUUUCUUUCCUCGCAAAUUUUGUGGUUCUAGUCUCCGCAGCUCUGUCAUCAUCCUCUCCAUCUUCUUAUUCUUCAUUUUCUCUGCCAUUCUGAAUCAAUCUGAGAAAUUUUUCUGAUUUUCCCGUAAAGUCUUCGAUUCGGAGACUGUUUGCGGAAAGGGUGAAUUGGGUCCUUUUUUGUUUUGUCUGGAUUUUGAUCUCUCUGUGUAUCUGGUUACAGUUGUAAUUGUACCCAUUUUUUUUCUAUGUAUGUAUAGUUUUGUGCUUGUGAAGAUUCCGGUUUCUUGUGAGCUGUAAGAUUUUGGGGAUUCCUUCUUUGAUCUAGUUCGAGUUCGUGUUAUUCUUCUUCUGCGAUUUGGUUUCGUUUCGUUUCUGAAUCGAAGGCCCGAGUUUCGAGAACUCAGGGUCGGAACAGUUUAUCGAUGGCGGCGUCGGAGAAAUGGAUCGAACAAGGAGACGACACGAGUUCUUCGUAUCUGCAGAAAUUCAGGCUCUAUGAAACUCGCUCGAACUUCUACAUGAUUGGAAGAGAUAAAAACCGAACCUUUUGGAGGGUUCUUAAGCUGGACAGGACAGAGCCAACAGAGCUAAACAUUCAUGAAGAUUCUACCGCCUAUACAGAAGCGGAAUGCUUCGAGCUUUUGAGAAGGAUACACGAAGGGAACAGAUCAACCGGGGGGCUGAAAUUUGUCACCACCUGCUACGGGAUAGUUGGAUUCGUAAGGUUCUUGGGACCGUAUUACAUGCUGAUAAUAACAAAAAGAAGGAUGCUUGCUGCAAUUUGCGGCCAUUCUGUGUAUGCCAUAGCCAAGAGCGAGAUUAUCACAAUUCCACAUGCCUCUGUGCUAUCCAAUGUGGCUUAUUCUAAGGACGAGAAAAGGUACAAGAAGCUACUGUGCGCUGUUGAUCUCACGAAGGACUUCUUUUUCAGCUAUUCUUAUUGCAUCAUGCAUAGCCUUCAGAGGAAUCUUUGCAAUAACGUGAAAGGACAGACUUAUUACGAAUCCAUGUUUGUUUGGAAUGAGUACUUAACCCGGGGGGUUCGGAGUAAGCUGAAGGAUUGUUUGUGGACUGUUGCCUUGGUAUACGGAUUCUGCAAGCAGGUUAAACUCUCGAUAUCAGAGAAGAGCUUUAAGUUGACACUCAUUGCCCGUCGAUCACGGCAUUUUGCUGGCACGAGAUAUCUGAAGCGUGGUGUGAAUGAGAAAGGCAGGGUAGCUAAUGAUGUUGAGACAGAACAGAUUGUCUUUGAAGAUGUUCCAUGUGGUUCUCCUGUCCGAAUAAGUUCUGUAGUUCAGAAUCGGGGUUCAAUUCCUUUGUUUUGGUCUCAGGAGACAUCACGCUUGAAUCUCAAACCCGAUAUAAUAUUGUCCAGGAAAGACUCCAACUUUGAGGCAACUAGACUUCAUUUCGAAAAUCUAGCAAAAAGAUAUGGAAACCCGAUUAUUAUUUUGAACUUGAUAAAGACACGUGAGAAAAGGCCACGGGAGACUAUUCUGCGUUCAGAGUUUGCAAAUGCCAUUAGAUUUAUAAACAAAGGGUUGAACAAGGAAGAACGUCUAAGGCCUCUUCACUGGGAUUUGCAUAAACAUUCCAGAAACAAAGCUACAAACGUAUUGGCAAUUCUUGGGAAACUUACUAGUUACGCGCUGAACUUGACCGGCAUCUUCUACUGCCAGCUAUCUUCUGAUCUAAGAGCAGAAGGGUUGCAGAAUCCGUCCUGCUUGGAGAAAAGCGACGGUGAAUGUACUACAUCUAAAGAUGAAACUGCUUUAAACUUGACAACAGAGAGCACUAAAAAUGAUAGUGACGGCAAAGAUGAUCACAGAAAGAAAGCCACUAUGAUUCAGAAAGGAGUACUGAGAACAAAUUGCAUAGACUGUUUAGAUCGUACCAAUGUUGCUCAAUAUGCUUAUGGGUUGGCAGCACUCGGGCAUCAGCUUCAUGCUUUAGGGUUUACAGAAUCUACUAAUAUCGAUCUUGACAAUCCCCUCGCUGAAGAUUUGAUGGGAAUUUAUGAGACAAUGGGUGAUACACUCGCACUUCAGUACGGAGGAUCUGCAGCACACAACAAGAUAUUUUGUGAAAGGAGAGGACAAUGGAAAGCGGCAACACAGUCCCAGGAGUUCUUCAGAACUUUACAACGUUACUACAGUAAUGCCUAUAUGGACGCCGAAAAGCAAGAUGCCAUUAACGUGUUCUUGGGAUAUUUUCAGCCACAACCGGGCAAACCAGCCUUAUGGGAACUGGGUUCAGACCAGCAUUACAAUGCUGCAAGAUUUGGUGCCAAUGCCAUUGCAGAGAUUGCGAGAUCUUCGAUAAAACGAUCCAUGUCAGAAAGUAAUAUCCUCUGUGAGAGCAACUCAACUGCAUUGGGGACAGUGGUUGGACAUGGCCUUUCCUUGCCCGAGAAGGAUCAAGAAGUGAAGGUUUUUUCAGAGUCCAAUCCCGAGAUCUCGACAUGUGAAACCACUAUGUCAGCUGAUGAUGCCAUCAUAUGUGAUCCAAGGCAGCUGGUGAAGGAUAUGGAGCCAUAUCAUAUUCUCGAAAACGAUUGUUUAUGCUUUGAUGGGCAUGCUGAGCAAUGUGCAUGCGCAGAGUUUGAUAUGGAUUGGGUUUCCUCUUCGGGAAACUCGUGCGAAGACGAGAGUUAUGGCAGAUCCACGGCCCUUCGGUCAUCAGAAAACGUGCCAGAAGAUAUAAAAAUCGAAUCAGCAACUUCCGCGAGUGAAUCUGGUUCCAGCUUAAAGGGAGGGGAAAUAAACGAAAGCAAACACACCCGGGAAGAUGUAGGAGGACUUCCCGAACGUUUCGUGAGGUGGGUAUUGCAUGGAGAUGGCCAUUUCUGGUGAUGAUGAUGGAAGAUUAUGUCUGAAAAGAUUUUAACAGAUAGGUUUCAGAUCCUAAAUUGAGAAGAACCACCCCAAGGGUGAGCUGUUCUUCCUCCUACACAGAAAAAAGAUCGAGUCCAGCGGUUGAUAGAUAGCGGAAGAGAGGAUUGAAAAGGAGAACAGGAAAUCGGAAAAGAAAAAGAAAAAAAAUGAAAAUCACUAACAAGCGUUAAUUGAUUUCUCGGAAACAAGGAGAGAAUUGCAGAAACUUGUAAGUAGCUUACAAUAUGACAGUGGAAACGGGGUUCAUGGAUCUUUGGGAUUUGCCCUCUUGAAGCUCAUGAAAACAUCUCUCUGUAAAUAUAUAUACACACACACUUCAAUUGUA